Molecule: messenger RNA, 735 nt
Organism: Camellia sinensis
Lineage: Eukaryota; Viridiplantae; Streptophyta; Magnoliopsida; Ericales; Theaceae
Source: RefSeq, a predicted model, not a curated record
AUGCCCCCCUGGGCCCUCCAAAUCACACUGGAGGAUAAGCCAGUUAGGGCUAGCGAUAGUGCCGAUGACAUAAACGUCUGCGUUGCCCUUAGUACCGCUCUACUCCUUCUUGGCGAUUUCGACCAGAACGCCAAGUUGAGCGAAUAUGAAAACUAUGCUCUGAUGCUCCAGCGCUCUGUCCAACAUGCUCAUUCCUUCUCAAUACAAUCCUUUGAGAACCGGAAAGAAUUGGCCGAUAAGAAGAGAGAAGUUGCCAGUCUGCAAAAGGCCAAUAAAAGCUUGCAAUCCAAGAUGAAGACCUUGGAAGAUCAAGCCGAGGCUGCUAUUAAGGCCCAAAAUGUCGCCAAAGAAAACGCAGAAUCUGCCGAGGCCAUUAAGAAGGUUCUUGAGUCUGAAAAGAGAGAGGCCGAAGAAAAGAUGACCCAGGCCAAGAAGGAACUUCAAGAAGCCCUGGCCACAAAAGAGACUGAAGUCAAGGCCGCCGAUGAGAAGGGCUAUAACGAGGGGGAGGCUGCUGGGACCAAGUCCCUUUCUCUGAACGAGCAAGUCCUGGACUUGACUCAAGAUGAGAAGGGUGAGGAAGUCCCCAAGGAUGCCACUCCUGAGAAGCCGUUAUCGGACAUGCCUCUUGCCGAAAGGAGCCUCGAUCUAACCCUUCAAGAAAUUGAUGCCGAGCUUGCGGCUAAGAAGGCUGCCGAGAUGUCUUCUCAACAAUCCUCCGAAGUCCAAACCUAG